AUGAGAAAUUUAAGAAUAUUUAUUUGUUACUCAUUUGUGGAUCUUGCUGAGUUUAUUUCUGAUCGCCAAGAAACUUGUUUUAAACCAACUUGUAUGGAAUCAUGCUGGAGAGUGGUCUUUGAAGGACAUCAAGAUAUAGUUGAUAUGAUGAAUAAUCAAAUUUUCUAUUUCAAGACAGUUCUUCUUAAUGAAAAAGGUGGUUCCUCAACUGACUCGUUAUGGGAAGCAGAGUUUUCAGGCUAUGUUGAAGAUACUUGCCCUGAUGAGGAUAAGAAUGCAUUUAUUAGACCGGUUGAGAAGAAUUCAAAGAUAAGGAUUAGAAAUGGUUGUUAUUAA
This is a messenger RNA of Heterostelium album PN500, 336 nucleotides long. RefSeq lists its product as uncharacterized. The transcript has 2 exons. The record is from RefSeq and is a predicted model, not a curated record. NCBI's taxonomy places the organism in Eukaryota, Evosea, Eumycetozoa, Acytosteliales, Acytosteliaceae. The coding region runs from base 1 to 336 and encodes 111 amino acids.